AGUAUGAAGAUUCAGUGCCAAUCCGCUGAGAAGCCAACCCUUUUGCCCCUCUCUUUUAGUAGGGUGAACAAGACCCCACCCUGCACUAGAAUUGAAUGCAAACAUACACGAACGAAGAAUUCAUGUACAGUAUUUACCGUGUAUUAUAGGAACUAAGUCGUGUACUAUGGAAACCUAUGGAAACGAACUCAACCGCAAGGACGGUAGGAACUGAAGAUACGCCGAUGCUUUAUUUCAGGUCCGUGAUCUCUAUGUACCAGACAGUGUAAUAAAUAUACUUUUCUUUAUGAACUUAAUCAACCUAUUUAUAUUUUAUUCCACCUCCUUAGACACGCAAAUGUUCCUUUUCUGGUAUGUUGGUAAUUAAGCGCCACCCUGCAGCCUAAUUUUGCCGUUGGUUGACUCUAACCGUCCAAGGAAUCACUGUUGACUAAACCUAUGUUAUCCUAGACUACCAACUAAAUCUAUCUUUGAUUUAUCAUGAAUCAUAGAAAAAUGACGUCACCGUCUACAUCUUCAGAGUCGCAUCUUAACGUUAAGCGCGUCAUGAUCGUUGUGAAUCCUGCUAGUGGAAACGGGCGAGCCAAAGGGAUCCAUAGGAAAUUGGAAGCGGCACUGACGGCGAAAGGCAUUAAGCAUGACACCUUUCGAACUCGAUGUUGUGGCGAUGCGAUCAGGUUUUGCGCAGGAGAUGGAGAAAAUACGAUAUCAGACUUCAUUUUUGAUGGCACCACUGGAAGUUACGCUUCUAGUACACAGAUGACCACUGGCACUGGAAGUUCUUAUGCUCCUCCUAGUACACAGAUGAUGAACAACGGGGAUAGCACAACAAGUACAACAGGCAGUACCAACAUAGACGCUCUAGCGGUCGUUGGUGGAGACGGAACGAUGAACGAAUGCCUUAAUGGAUUGGCCCAACGACGUAGGAGAAUACGACAAUUGCAAAACCUUGGUACCGAAGUGUCGGAUAUUAGAGACGACUGGCCAAUCGCACUUUUUCCUGGGGGAACGGGUAACGAUGGCGCCACUUUUAUCGGUGUUCACACGUUUGACUCUGCAUUAGCUGCUUUGUUAGGCGGAAAAAUACGAGAUUACGAUGUUGGGAUAGCUCAAACGCAUCAGAAGAAGUCUGCUUGUAGGUCGGCGGGUAAUGCUAGUAAAGGAGGUCGUAGUCCUAGCAGUAGAGGAGGCGGUCCUACGGAUACUGCACGUAGCCCUCCCAGUAGUCCUUCUCGUACAAGAAGCACUCCCUCAUCUCCGUCUUCUUGGUCUGCUACAGUUUCACGAGACGAGGUACUUGAAGAUGAUAGUACACGACAAGGUGAAGGUGACACCCCUAUGACUGCAGAUAAUAGUACACGAACCGAGGAGCAAACUACUACUCCUUCUGAUGAACCACAAGAGCGGAUCUUUUUCAACCUAGUAGCCUUCGCGCUGGCAGUAGCGGCGAAUAACAGAGCAGAGCACAUGAGGUGGGCCCGUGGCCUCCGCUACGACCUCGCAACGGGGAUAGAGGUAGCGAUGAUCAACCCAAAAAAAGGGCCAGAGCAAACGAUGCAGCUUUGGACACGAAAGGAAGAGGGGACUUUUCCAGUUACAGACGUUGGCUUCUCACACAAGGCUGCUGAACCUGAAGAUAGGAUGCAAGCGAAAGAAAAAGACAAGAACAUGGAAUACGAAGAGGCUGGCGAGGCACAAGACGUAGAAUCCUCUGACACGGGAAACGAAGCCUCUGACACGGGGCAGCAACUGGGACUACCUCAACACCAGGAUCCUCAGGACAAUCCCCCUGACGAGACAUGGUGCUUUGAUACCGGAAUCCGAUGUCUGUUCCUACAGAACGCGCCAUUUGGAGGAUUCAACCUCCCGCUUGUGCCACUAGCAGAUCCAUUUGAUGGGUUUCUGGACGUGGUAUGGGUCCCGAAUGUACUCAACCGCUGGCAGUUUUUUUAUGCUCUGUGAAACAUCAAACUCCUUGUCAAGUCGUUUAAAUUGAACCUACAAAAGUAUCAAAUAGAAAUACUGUCAGUGACCACGUCUCUACGGUCACCAUUUACGGUGGCAACAGGGACAAUUGCAUGCGUGCAACCUUCACAUGUCCACCUCUAAUCCGCGAAGCUGGUCUACCUCUUGAAAACCGGUGGUCGGCACUUACAGCAUCCCGAAGUGAAACAUCGCUUGUGUGACCGUGUACGGAUCGAGUCCAAGCCUGAGGCAGAGGUUGUACUUGACGGCGAAAGCUGUGGUGUGACACCGUUGGAUAUUAGAGUGAAAGCAAGGUUUUUUCGAAUUUUUUGUCCUCCGUGAAAGAAGAAGGGCUAAGUAUCUCUUUUUACUGUGCUCACAUUGUAGAACGAAGGUGAACGCUGACGAUGUUGAGUAUCUUGUCACGAAAUAUGAAGAUGUGCCGACAUUACUCGUAGGGGCAAGCCAACCUUCUCCCGGUGCGCCUGUAUCACCACUGGCAUGCGCGCUUCUUUUCGCGUUCUUUGUCGACAAUCACUGUCGCGACUUUUGUUUCCUUCCUUGUUUUAAAAAGGGCGAUUAUAGGAAUUCCUUAUUUUGAAAUUUAUAAACGGUUACGGUUAUGCUUUUUUGAUUUACACACUCUACAGGUGUAUUUGUGUCACAAGAUAUGCUGGGAAUCGAAAUUUUAAGAGACCGAGGCAAAAUGAUGCCUGGUUUCAUGAUAAAGAUAUGACAGGGGUCGUUGACUGCGAAAUUGACUCAGAAUCAGUCGCGUUUUGACGUUUUGCCCAAAGCAGAGACACGAACUCGAAUGGAAGCGC
This is a messenger RNA of Amoebophrya sp. A25, 2789 nucleotides long. Lineage: Eukaryota; Dinophyceae; Syndiniales; Amoebophryaceae. The record is from the annotation of a GenBank genome assembly.